CUGUGCUGUCAAACAAAACAACUAGGUACCUAAAUUGUCAAUUGUAUAAUUGAACGCGAAUGAGUUGUCGCAAUUGUAUCUUUUUUCAUUAUUUAUGUGUAAUAUUUUCGUAAUUUAAACAAUAAGUUGUGCGCUACCUCCGUGAAAAGAGUUUCAUAUGAAUGAUUGUAAUUUAAAGGCGCCAGCGUCUCAAGUCGACGUUUGGAUAUAUAGUGUGCCAGCAAGAUGAGCAGCCAGCACCAGUAUAUGUCAGUGAACAACACAUCUACGGGCUCGCGUGUGGGAGACAUUGAACAUAUCAGCCACUUGUCGGAGCACAUCGGGUCGCUGUGCCUGUCGUCGGAGUACUCGGACGUGACGCUGGUGGUGGAGGGGCAGCGCAUCCCCGCCCACAAGGUGAUCCUCGCCGCGAGCAGCGACUACUUCCGCGCGCUCCUGUACGGCGGCAUGAGGGAAGCCAACCAGGCCGAAGUUGAGCUACAGGCGCCAUUGCAAGCUUUCAAAGCUCUGUUGCGCUAUGUGUACUCAGGGCACAUGGGGCUGUCGCUCCUCCGCGAGGACACAGUACUGGACAUGCUGGGCCUGGCGCACCAGUUCAACUUCCAGGAGCUGGAGGCGGCCAUCUCAGACUACCUGCGGCAGGUGCUGGCGCUUCGCAACGUGUGCGCCGUCCUCGACGCCGCCAGAUUGUACGGGCUGGAGGCGCUGAUGGACUACUGCUUCAACUUCCUCGACAGAAACGCCGCCGAGGUCCUGCAGCACGACUCCUUCCUGCAGCUUUCAGUCGAAGCGCUGCAGGGUCUACUGGAGCGCGACUCGUUUUUCGCGCCGGAGGUGGACAUCUUCAAGGCGGUGUGCAACUGGUUCACCGCCAACCAGCAGUGGGUCAAGUCUGACGCUGGGCAGGCGCAGGUGACUGAAACUGAACCGAAUGUGUUGCUUGACCAGGAGAAGAUAUUGAAGUGCGUGCGGCUGACGCUAAUGAGCCUGGAGGAACUGCUGACGGUGGUGCGUCCCUUCGCGCUGGUGACUCCCGACAUGCUGCUUGACGCCAUACAGGAGAAGACGCAGACAAAGAGCACUGACUUGAGGCAUCGAGGACUGCUAUUGCCAGAAGAGAAUGUAGCGACACCGAAGCGCGGCGCGCGCGUGAUCUCAGGCGACAUGCGCUCGGCGCUGCUGGACGGCGACACGGAGACAUACGACAUGGAGCGCGGCUACACGCGACACACCAUCAGCGACGCGCCCGACAACCCCGGCAUCGUGGUCCGCCUCGCCGCUCACACCAUCAUCAACCACGUGCGGCUGCUGCUGUGGGACAGGGACAACAGAUCGUACGCGUACUUUAUCGAGGUGUCGGUAGACCAGAAGGACUGGGUGCGCGUUAUCGACCACAGCAACUACUUCUGCCGCUCGUGGCAGAACCUCUACUUCGAGCCACGCGUCGUGCAGUAUAUCAAGCUUGUUGGCACCAGCAAUACUGUCAAUAAGGUGUUCCACGCGGUGGCGCUGGAGGCGAUGCACACGACGAAGGUGCCGCCGCUGUGCAACGGGCUGGUGCGGCCCGUGCACAACGUGGCCACCGUCGAUCUCUCCGCCGUCGUCAUCGAGGGGAUCAGUCGUUCCCGCAACGCGCUCCUGAACGGCGACACGGAGCACUACGACUGGGACCAGGGCUACACGUGCCACCAGCUGGGAUCGGGCGCCAUCGUGGUGCAGCUGGCGCAGCCCUACCUGCUGUCCUCCAUACGCAUGCUGCUGUGGGACUGCGACUACCGCCACUACUCCUACUACGUGGAGACCAGCCUGAACUAUUGGGACUGGGAGAUGGUCUGCGACCGGACGAGAGACGCUUGCAGGUCAUGGCAAGUGAUCUACUUCUCACAGCGACCCGUCUCCAUCAUUAGGAUCGUCGGCACCAAUAAUUCUGUCAAUGAGGUGUUCCACCUGGUGCACCUGGAGUGCCCGGCGCAGGUGGAGGAGGCGCGCGACGACCCCGCCGCCAAGAAGCAGCGGCCUUCUCCCGACACACGGCUGAAUCCUUCGCCCCCGGGCCGGGAGCCGGAGCCGGCGCCGGCGUCGUCGCCGCCGUCGGACGCGGGCAGUGCGGGCAGCCCGGCGCGGGUCGUGCCGCCCGCCGAGACCGCCACCGAGGCCGCCGAGCGGUACGACGACUGAGGCGCCGCCCGCCUCGGGGACACCGCGGUCUCUACACGCCGCAGUGGUAACAUACUCUUCUAGUUAGUGACUUUCCUAGCAGCGCGACGUGAAUCUUGCGACAACGAAACAAAUGACGGUUGGAAUAUAGGGCGGAUUACAGCCGCGACACUAGAGACGUCCCGCGGAUUUCACUGGAACUAAAUGAUAACAUAACCGGAGGGGUAUGGAUCAUAAUCCACUCUGCUCCACUGCGGGUUGGUGAAGGUAUUUGGGCUAGUAGCCCGGGACCAAUGGCGUAACUGAAUGAUAAGUCAUAAUAAUUCCAUGCAGAUACUGCGACGCCAGCGCCACAGUCGCGGGACUUCUGUCGUGGCGCGGACCUAGAUAUACGAAUACGAAACGUUAAAAUGUGAAUGCAAUUUAUUAGGAACAAUCAAUUGUGACGUCAUCGAAAAAUUGACAUCGAACUUUUUGUCUCAUUGUUCAAACGUCGAACUCUUUGUUUGAAUUUCGGUCGUUCAGUACAUGUUCAACACGUUCACAUGUAGUGCGCACUGACAAAUGCAGCAUUGCGUUCGCGCUGUCUAUGUAAAAAGGGUCUUAGCCAAAUUCCAAUCAAAUGAAAACUUCAUCAGUUUCCUAAUGACGAAAAUUGUAUCGGACAGUGAUAAUUUAUCAAAUGUAAAUUUGGAACUGAUUCAUGCUAUGUGCGAAUGUGGCUUAGGUUAAAGAAAAGUGAUUAUGAGCAGUGUUAUCAGACUAACCAUUGAAAAGAACGUAGUAGUGAUGUAUAGUUGAUUCGCUGCUUGCAUCUUAUAUCACGUACUAGAUAAACAACGAGAAAUACGACACGUAAAUACGAUAUGUACAGUAAUGAGCAAUAUAAUGUACUCACUUUACGACUCUGUCGCACUAACAUAUUUGACAUUUAGUGAGACUUACAGUUCAAUUUGUCAAAAAAGUUAAAGUGACAUGGUACAAAAAUGUAUACAUAUUAAUGCUCGUGACCGUACUAAGAUAAUUAAGCAAAAAAGUUAGUUGUCUAGUAAUUCAUGAAUCGAUUAUCAAGAGUAAAGUAUAUGUGGCAUGGUAGUAAUUGACCCAAUGGUCAUGGCGUCUUCCUAAAUAUUUCUUUAAAAUGAAUAUCUUCUAAUCAUAAUACGUAUCAAAGUUUAAAGUAUGGUCCACAAAUGACUUCACAAUGUAUCGCAUAUAUAUUACUCACAUUAUUAUGGAUAUAAUGAUAGUGUAGAAUUUACGGUUGUUCCACUAGUUCUGUAUUUGGGUUUUUCGUAGUCUAAGAAUGUGUUUCAAGUUUCUACCUGUGCUGCACCUAAGCAAACUGUUCCAGUAAUGUUAAGUUUCUAAAAAUAUUAAGAAGCUCCUGUUUUAGUUAUUUAGUGAGUAAGCUGAUGUUUCUAGUCUGUUCUGUCGGUUAUUUAAAUAUUAUGAUCCUUAAUUAUUUUCAUGUUUAAAUUUUAUAUUGACGACUCUUUUAUUGACCUGUUUGUUGUAAUAAUUAAGUAUCUACGGGAUCUAAGGCUAUAUUCACACGGCAUUCUAUUUCCCGUAUAAAGUAUACGAGGUUUUAUUGAAUUUAGCAGUAAAUAUAAACUUAUUAUUGUUUACAUUAAUGUUUAUGCGGGAAAAUCCCGGGUUAGGGAUAUUGCACCGCGCCCGUCCAGAAUACAUCAAAAAUCGAAUCGAAUAGUCGCCAUGUGAACAUAGUCUCAAUGAUUUUAAAAUUUUGAUAGUAUCUCUGGUAACUUGUCAACUGUUUAUUUAUAAAUAGGUUGUGAUUAAAGGAAGUUUUCAUUUCUUUUCACUAUGUAAGUUAUUUUUUUUAAAUAUCGUAAAUAUAAAUGAAUAAUAAUAAUUGGUAUGUUAAGGUAAAUGGUGAAAUUAUUGCCAUUAUUUACGUAAAACAAGUGACGAAACAAAUUAAUUUUAUCAUAAGCGAAGGAGAAAAGUUAACACAGAUCUCAUGUUAUGAAUUAAUUAUUGCACAUUAGACAUACCUAUUCAAGUUAUUGCUUGCACUACAAAUAUUAAUAUGCUAUUGUACGUCACUGGUAGGUCUGUGUUAAUCUGCCCCUGUGGCGUAGGUUACGCAUCGCGACAUAUAUCGCAGGCUUCGACCAAUAGAGGUAUGACAUUUAUCUUUGUAGAAGGCAGUCUUGCAUCUAUUGGUGGACACCCACAAUAUUUGUCACAUGUAUGUAGAUAUAGAGACUUAUGCGGGGCGGUAGUUUUAUUUUUGUAUGUAAAUAUUUGUUAGUAAUCUUGAAGGGCGAGAUUGAAGGUAGGCGGAGGGACACUAAACCACUGUGAUAUGGCGCCCUGCGCGCGCAGGGCGAGGGUAUGUCUGUAUCUUUAAGACAGAGGCACUAUGGAGCUUUCAAUAUGUUUUAAUAAAACUAUAAACUUCUGA
Pectinophora gossypiella (pink bollworm) is the source of this 4591-nucleotide messenger RNA. It is a transcript of the gene BTBD9, whose product is annotated as BTB/POZ domain-containing protein 9. Gene Ontology annotation, molecular function: protein binding. Lineage: Eukaryota; Metazoa; Arthropoda; Insecta; Lepidoptera; Gelechiidae. The transcript has 15 exons. Gene Ontology annotation, biological process: adult locomotory behavior; modulation of chemical synaptic transmission; circadian behavior. The coding region runs from base 226 to 2178 and encodes 650 amino acids. The record is from RefSeq and is a predicted model, not a curated record.